Molecule: messenger RNA, 1118 nt
Organism: Paramecium sonneborni
Lineage: Eukaryota; Ciliophora; Oligohymenophorea; Peniculida; Parameciidae
Source: the annotation of a GenBank genome assembly
AAAGAAGUUUAAUUAAUAAAAUGAAUAGAAAAUAAACUUAUAUUGAGCAGGAAGAAAUAUAUGAAUACCCAUCGGAUACACCAUAUAGAAAUAACAAUUAUCAAUAAUACACUCCCAGAAGAGGAUUUCAAUUAGGCCAUAUUUGGAGUUCAUCUUAAUAUGCUUAAUCAAGUGUAAGACCGUAGAGAUCAAUCUUUACAAGACAAAGUCAUUAAGUUUAUAACAAUUCUUCAAAAUAAACAAAGGCAAAUGGUUAAGUUCCAGCAUUUGAUGAUUUACUUGAUUAAAAAGAAUAUAGUUUUAAAUAGCAAAAAGUAUUGCCAUCUUUUGGGAAUUUUAAUUAGAUUCAAUAAGUAAACAUUUAAUUGAAAUAAAUUAUAGAAAGGAGAGGAGGAUGAGACCUUUUACAAUUAAUUGGGUAACAUAUAAUAAUAGAUGAUUGAAUUGGAUUAGACAAUGGAGAAAUUGGAAUCAAAGAUGCAAGAGAUAAAAAUUUAGUAGUUGAAUUUUUUGAAUAAUAAUAAUUGUAAUAGUUCUGUAGUGGAAUAAGAAGUUUAAGAGAAAUAGUAAUAAAAAUAGUAUUAAAAUAAUAACAGUAUUUAAUGGAAGGUGUUUAAUUUGAAGAAGGAAAUCUAGGAUGAGUAAAUUGGUAUAAUAAAUUAUUGAUAUAUAUAUAGUUGAAUUAGGUAAGCCAGAUGAUUUCGAGAAACUUUAGAUAGUAUAUAUAUAAUAGAACAUAAAUGGGAUAGUUGGAAGAUUAGGUCAUUUACUAUAAAAUUAAUCAUAAUAGAAAUUGUGUUUUAGGAAUACAGAGAUUGACGAAGGAGGAGAAAUAUGUUUUUCAUUUAAUAAAAAUUUGAAUCGAUUCACAAAGAUAUAUAAAUGCAAAUUCUGUCCUUUAACUUUUUAGAAGGCAUGUUCUUUAGGGUAUGAAAAUAUAUUAAUUUUUAGUGGUCAUAUAUCAAGAUCACAUAAGGAGGAAUCUUAAUAAAGUAAAAAGGAAGCUUAGCCUAUUAAGAAGACAAGCAUUUAGAAAUAAAAAAAGGCAUCUCUAUAAAAAUCAAUAGGUAUUUAACUAAUGCAAUUAUGAAAAUGAAUAUUAUAUAUAUAGAAUAUAU